AUGAACGAAAAGCCAAAAACAGAAGAAUCGAAGUCUCCCCUGUUGAGUUCUGGGCCUCAUAUCAAACCUUUAAUUCCCGAGACCGUGCUAGACGUCACUUCUCAACGUCUCUCCAUUGUGUCCUUGUUUUUUCUCAUUCAGGGAUGGAAGAUAUACGACCUUUACCUUAUCAAAAAUGACUUUCUCAGAGAGGCCUUACACAGCUCGCUGUCGGUGAAUCUUCUUCCUCCGGAAUGGAAUUUCAUUUUUAAGUACAUGUUCCUGGACGGUUUAGUUGUGUGGGCCAACUCCGUUUUGAGAAUCCCUAAAUUGGCAUUGAAACCAUACGCAUCGGUCCUCCUGAUUUUGGGUCUCUAUACUGUUACAAUACUGCUGACAACCAACCUCAACUUUUCUUUCAUUCCUCUUUUCACCGGACUUAUUCAACAGCUUCACCCAGAAAAAGAGUUAGCAAUUGCUGAGGGCCUUGUUAACCCUCAAAAUCUUCUUGACCAGUCCACUCAUUUCAAGGGGAAGAAGAUGAUCAGAUUCUUGCCAGACUCCUCGAUCAAGCUCAAUCCUUUCAACCAAAAUUUCUGUUUGCAGAACUCGCAUCAUAGUAAAGUGAGAGUGCCCGUCAAAUAUAACUCUUCGAGCGAGCUGGAUUUUCUACAAAUCGUCCACACCGAUUUUGAUAACAACAAGUACACUUUAAACUACACAAGAAAAGAGUUGAAGAAGUUCUUGUCCGCAGAUUAUUCACGGGUUCAAGGCUGGGAUAUUAACUAUAUUGACGAACGAGUCUCUUAUUUGGAACUGGAAUUUGAUAAGCCGGGAUAUUAUAUGGUUCGGCAGGCACAGGAUGUGAAACAUAAAAACAUACGCAAUUAUAGAUCCGACCUGGUAAUUCCAAGAUGUCCAAGUGCCCGUUUCGAAGAUGUGGAGCAGCUUAAAAAUGUGUGUGUUGAUGACGAGCUUGAUAAACUAUCAAUAGUGGUCACUGGAGUUCCUCCUUUGACUUUAGUGUAUGAGGAGGAGGUCAACGGUGAAUUGUCUCAUCUUCCGAACUCAAUCAUUGUCCCUGAAGAUAAAGGUUUUCACUCUCCUCUUUUAUCCAAAGAUUAUUACACUGGAAAGAGCAAUAUGAAAUCUCUCGAUUUCCAAUCGAGUGAUCUCAAAGACAUAUCUUGGGCAAAGUCUCAUGUUAUAACUGUUCCGUUGGCCAGUCGGAAAAUUGAGAAACCAGGUGAUUUCAUUUACACCAUUGGCAAGGUCAUUGAUGGUUUUGGAAACAUUGUUGAAUACUCGCCAAAGCCAAGUGAUGGCUACCAUUUUUACAAAGUAAAGUCACAUCCUUUGCCACUAAUCAAUUUCGUUGAAUCCAAACCAAACUCUCCAAUUUUGAUUGGAGAAGAAAAGUAUCUAGAGUUGAAAGUCAGCCAUGUUUCUAACCCAUCAGCAGAAGGUCCAUAUGCUGCCGACAUUAAAUUCAUUCCUGCUGAUGGCGAUCCUAAAAGCUCCAAGACCAGUACCCAUGUGUUUGACUUCAAGAAACCUGCAAAAAUUGUCGCUAAAGAGCCCGGGACCUACGUACUUGAGUCAGUCACCUCCAAAUUCUGUUCCUGCAAAUUAGGUACAUCCACUAUCAAUGUGGCACAAGCUAAUCUUCCGCGCAUGCAUGUUUCGGCAACCCCUAUAGUCGAUAACUGUGUUGGAACCACCGGAUUCAAGUUUACGUUUGAUUUCAUUGGCACAGGUCCGUUUGAGGUGGCAUACAAAGUUUCCAGAUUAGAUCCAAAAAAUGAGAAACGAGUUUUGUCGACAAAAGAUGCCAAAAUCCUUCGUUCGGAAACGUCAACUUUUGAGUUAGAUUACAAGCCGCCUACUGAAGGUAGCUAUGCAAUCGAAUUUGUGGCUCUCAGUGAUGCAUAUUACAAACGGAAGGUUACCUUUACUCGUCAGGAACACCGCUACGUCACCUACUUUGAGCAAAGACCUAGAGCUUACUUCUCUGAAAACAACAAAGUAACUAAGCUGAAUGUCUGCCAUGAUGAGAAGGCAUCUGUUGACCUACACUUGGAUGGAAAACCUCCGUAUCAAAUUGCUUACGAUCUUAUUUAUCCAGAUUAUAGAGUCGAGAAGUUUGAGGUUUCUGACAUAAACGAUCAUCAAUUCAAAAUCGAGACCGGCCGCUUGCAUCUCGGAGGAGAAUACAAGCUGCUGUUGAGAAAUGUUACAGACGCAUCAAAUUGUGGUAUGGAGUUCAGAGGUCAAGAAGUCCAUAUCAACGUCCGCAAAAGCUCACCUCAGUUGAGUUUUCCUCAGUCAGAAUCAUACAGGUUUGUGCAAGGUAAAGUUCUACUCGUUCCUCUGAAAGCCGACUUCAGCCAAAAAACCGAUCUGAAAUACCGUUUUAAAUCUUUGGAUGGUUCCGUUGAACAGGACGAAGUUCUCUACGACUUCAACCCAGCAGAUGGCUUCCCUGUAAGAAAGGAGGGUAUUUAUGAGCUCCUGGAAUAUUCCGUUGACCAGUGCCCAGGCGUGGUGUCAGAAAAUCAUCAAGUUCACGCCACGUAUCUUCCUAAACCAAAACUGAGAAUAGUUGAAACAGAUGAUUUGACUUUACUGUCUCAAAACAGCUAUCAAAAAUCUACUCUUUGCCAGCUGUCGCCGGGAUCCAUAGAGCUACAAGCAAUUGGCGAGGCCCCAUUCAUUAUUGAAUACUCAAUUAAACAUCCAAGUGGAACCAUUGAGCAGAAGAGUGAACAAAUCUCCAACAAGUAUUUCUCCAUCCAGCUCAAGACCGGCGAGAGUGGUGAUUAUGAGUAUACCAUCAAAGCUGUCUAUGACUCAAUAUACACGAACGAUAUACUGGACAGUCUUGUGAGGUCUGGCGAGUAUCGCUUUGAAGAGAUCCAGGUCAAGCAAGCCGUCUCUUCAUUACCUUCAGCCCGUUUUGUGGAUAACAAGAAAAUUUAUCAGACCUGUGUUUCGUCUCUAGGCAAUUUGGAUCUUUUGGAAGAAAUUCCAAUCCGCCUAUCAGGACGACCUCCAUUUAAUGUGAAGCUUGGAAUCUAUAACGAACAAGAUGGUUUGAGAACUCUCAAACUGGACAAUAUCCAAACUGAAAAAAUCGACCUUUUGAAUCUCUACGAGCACUUGAGGAUCGGAGUGUACCAAAUUUCCAUUCUUGAGGUGACAGAUUCAAACGGCUGCUAUAGCAGUGACUUUGACAAGGAAUCUGUCAGCAUCCAAGUUUACGACGUUCCUAAAAUCCGGCAUCUGACAGAUGACAUCCUACAUCCUGAGGAGCACAGUUUGAAAAAGCCUGAAGAGAUAACAUCUUAUUGUGUGGGCGAUCACAUAAAUUACAUGCUCACAGGUCUUCCUCCGUUCACUGUCUACUACGACUUUAACGGAAAGAGGCAAAAAGUGAACGUGAAUUCCAACUACUUCAAAAGAAGAGCUUCAAGUGAUGGUGAUUUGUCAAUUCUGGCGCUUUCAGAUUCAUCUUCGAAGAAUUGUGUGGUCAACUUCACUUCGAGUGAUGGAAAAAGCAGUACUAGACCAGACUUGAGAGCUAGAAUCCAUGAUCUUCCUUCUGUUGAAAUAUCCCAGGGUGACUCCAUAGAGGAAGACAUUCAGGAGGGUGACAAUGUUGAGAUUAUCUUCAGUUUCAGUGGAACGCCCCCAUUCAAACUGACCUAUAUCCGUACCGAUCUUGCUGAACCCAACCGCAUUGUGGAAACAGAAGUGGUGGAUAAUAUUAUGGAAUAUGAAUAUAGAAUAUGGGCACGCUUGGAAGGAGUCUACGAGGCCAUUGAAGUCCAGGACGCUUAUUGUGUGGCUAGGAAUCAUAAAUAA
Ogataea angusta is the source of this 3843-nucleotide messenger RNA. RefSeq lists its product as uncharacterized. The transcript has a single exon. Gene Ontology annotation, biological process: nuclear pore organization; protein import into nucleus. The coding region runs from base 1 to 3843 and encodes 1280 amino acids. Gene Ontology annotation, cellular component: nuclear pore transmembrane ring. Gene Ontology annotation, molecular function: structural constituent of nuclear pore. NCBI's taxonomy places the organism in Eukaryota, Fungi, Ascomycota, Pichiomycetes, Pichiales, Pichiaceae. The record is from RefSeq and is a predicted model, not a curated record.